Molecule: messenger RNA, 6187 nt
Organism: Labeo rohita (rohu)
Lineage: Eukaryota; Metazoa; Chordata; Actinopteri; Cypriniformes; Cyprinidae
Gene: amigo1
Product: adhesion molecule with Ig-like domain 1
Exons: 2
Coding region: 290-1798 (502 amino acids)
Biological process (GO): brain development
Molecular function (GO): protein binding
Source: RefSeq, a predicted model, not a curated record
GUGUGUGUGUGUGUGUGUGCAGGUCUGCUCAUGCGCCCAUGAAGAGAUGCUGCUGCUGCUGAUCAGAGGUGUGUGCGCUGCGGCGGGCUUAUUUACACCCGUUUAGUCACACUGCAUCAUAGAAAAGCUCUGGCGCUCCUUAGGAAAUGGACUUUCUAAAGGGAUUAAUGUGUCUCUGCGGUGAUACAUCUCAAGCUCUAAAUUUGCAUCAUCAGUCCCACAAGCUGUUCCUCCAAACAGUGUGGAAAGGAUUUACACAGCCACAUUACUGAAGAGGAUUCUGUGACUUAUGCUACAUCCCCAUUUUAACUGCGUGUCAGAAAUGCCCCCUUCCAUAAAGUGGUGCAUUAGGUGGGCUGUCUGCUUGUCCUUUAUCCUUGCACUGAUCCCCAGGUCCAGAGCAUCGACGCUGAAUUGUCACAAAAUGUGCAUAUGCGCCAGCAACAUCGUCAGCUGCUCCAAGAUGAACUUGACGACGGUUCCAUCCGACCUGCCCAGCUACACAACUGUGCUUGACGUUAGUUUUAACGAGAUAACCGGACUACGCGCACAAUGGACCAAGCACAAACUUCCCAACCUCCACAACCUCUUGCUUAGCCACAACGGUUUGUCGUUCAUCUCCUCUGAGGCGUUCAUUUUCGUAAAGCAGUUGCGUUACUUGGAUCUGUCAUCGAAUACCCUCCGACAGCUGGACGAGUUUAUUUUCGAGCCGCUCGUACAUCUGGAGGUUCUGCUGCUCUACAACAACCAGAUCUCGCAGAUCGACCGCACAGCCUUCACAGGCCUCAGCAGCCUGCAGAAGCUCUACCUGAGCCAGAACCAGGUGUCCCGCUUCCCUCUGGAGCUCGUCAAGGACAAGAGCCGACUGGACAAGCUGAGCCUGUUGGACUUGUCUUCCAAUCGGAUCAAAGUUCUCCCCAUUCAAGACCUCCAGGCGCUGCCGGCCUGGAUCAAGAACGGGCUGUACUUCCACAACAACACCCUAAACUGCGACUGCGCGCUGUACAGUUUAAUGGCUCAUUGGUAUAUCCGACGGCUCAAUUCAGCUGUGGACUUCAAGGACGAUCACACCUGCUUGCAUCCUGGCCCGGAUAAACGGGUGCGUUUAUACGAUCUCAACGUUCAUAUGAACUGCAGCACGUUUAAAGAAACCGACCAAGAGGCUUAUUUGGAGCAGACACUCACCCUCAGCUGUGAUACCAGACAUCGGAACAUGUCCAAGACCUGGAUGCUACCUGGAAACAUAGUGUUGCCGCUUGGCAAUAACCAGAGCAUUGUGGUUCUUCAAGACGGCAGCCUUGAGAUAAAAUCGAUACGACCUGAGGACUCAGGUGUGUACACUUGCUUUGCCGUGAGUGAAUACCUCAAUGAAACGCUCUACGUGGUGGUCAAAGUCCACAACUUUACCCUCAACGGCAACGGCGAGACCCUCAACACCGCUUACACCACUUUGGUGGGCUGCUUGGCCAGCGUAGUCCUGGUUCUUAUCUAUCUGUACAUGACGCCCUGUCGCUGCUUCUGCUGUCCCGACCAGGGCAAAAAGAACCAGCAUGAAGACAGCAUCCACUCCUCCAUGCUCAGUGCCACCCCGACGCACGAGGACAUGGCAACCAAAGCAGAGCUCAACAGGCACGUGGCCUUCAUAGAUCCCAAGGACUUGCAGGGACAGAACGGAAAGGUGAAUCCAAACGGAGAGGAAGAAGUGGAUGAGGAGGCCAUGCAAGGAAAAGGAAAGCGAAAGAAAUCAGUGGCAGACUCGAUUAGUUCAGUCUUUUCUGAUACUCCCAUUGUAGUCUGAGGGAGAGGAUGUGUAUUUUUGGCUAGAGACAGUUCUUUGUUGUGGCUUUCUCGGACAAAGAGACUGAAGUACACAGUUUGCCAUCCUCAGUGUUUGGCUGUUUCUGCAAAACCUUUCCAGCAUUUUAAUCUGUAGCAUUUAAGUAUAUACUGUGAAAAGGUCUUGCCAUAUUAGUGGAAUCUAAACUUGGAGUGUUUAGAUGUUCCUGUGAGUUUAAGCCCACUAGGUGUGACUAGAGGUAGUCUGGGUAAACAACAAAUGCAAUUUGCAAAUUCUCAAUGAUCAAGCUAGGAAGCUAGGUUGAGACACAUUAAUACAUCCUCUAUAUAAUCACAUCAUAAGCAUGAGCUUUGCAGACUGCUAAUGUUAAGAAGAAUAUAGCAUAGAAUGAAGCCCUUGUAGCUAAUCAUAUUUACCACAUUUUAUGCUAACUGACCAACCUUACCACUUUAUGUAAAGCCAUACGCAGUUGGUCAAUGCACUAUAGUGUUUGAGAGUACAGUCACAAGAAAAGGUUGGAAACUGAUGGUUUCUAUGGAACAUUAGAAGUUGUUUUGAAUGAAAGUCAAACAGUAAACUGAACAUUAAUUUUUCACUUUAAAGGGAAAAAAAAUAUUCUGGUAAAACUCGAAUGGCUGUUUGAAUCUAGAUCUUUUCAGUCUGGUUUCAUUAGCAGUUUUAGAAGUUCAAAUGUUGGAAACCAAAUUGUUAGAACUUAGACAGUUCCAUCUAUAUGAAACUAUAUUUAAACGCAGCCGUUUUUGAACGCAAUACCCGUCACAUAAAAAAUGCAGAACGUGUGCAUUUUCAGCCGCUUGAGCUCAUCUGUCAUGACAACCAGGGAGUGACAUAUAACCGAAAUGCUAAUGCAAUCUUUUAAUAGAAUGACGUGUCCCAUCUGCUUGCGUUUUCAUCUCUAAAGCUAUAAUGAUUUGAGCCUGGAUUCAACAGCCAAAAGGGUUUCGGACACUCAGACCUCUUCUCACUCUGCGUUCAUUUGCACUUGUGGUGGUUGGAGUCGGUGCUGACUCAUCCAUUGUCAGAAUGGAUGUCAUUUUUUUUAAGCCUUUGAAGCGCCGAGGUAAUCUUCAUCAGAUAAAAAGCCAAAGGCUGAGGGAAUUUUUAAUGACUUUUUUUUUUUUUAGCUCACACCUUUGUAAUUUUCAGAAUUAAUAAAAAAUCAAGUUUGAAGUUUGAACUCAGGUUAAAACGCAGUGAUUAGCCGAAUGUUCUGAAAUCAGCGGUUCUCAAUUCCCCCGCUCUGCAUAUUUUGCGUGUCUUUCUUAUUUAUCGCACCUGAUUCAGAUAACCAGCUCAUUAGAAGAGAGCUCCAUGCAUGAUUGACACACAGUCCCUACACACACAGUGUUCAUUGCUCCCUACUCCCUGAGCACGGGAAAUACGUUGAAGUUUACUUUAAGACGGAACAUUCAUUCACCGAUUUGCGUUAGCGUGUUUACUCAGGUGAAACUUACUAGAGAAGUGUGGAGUAUGACACAAUACACCGCUGUAAAUAAAUACAAUUUAAAUUUACGUCUCAGACGCUUUAACGCCCUUUGAAUGGAACACGCUCCGUUCGAACUGGGUUCAUGGCGGAAUAUUCUGUUAAGUCCACUUCGCAGGGCACUUACGGUCGAAAAAAACAACAACUAUAGAACUAUAGAACCAUCACAGAAAAUUCUAAAGGUUUCCACUACAAAUACCAUUACAAACAUUACAAACCAUCAACUUUUAACCAUUAAAACUAUUAAAAAUGGUUUUCUGUAGUGUGUUUUGGGACAUAUUCCAUUAGGAUUUAUUGGUUUUAACAAGCCACCAAUAGAAAGUGACAAAUUACCAGUAGAGACCAGGGUCCAUUACAGUUUCCAUUAAAACCAAUACAAGUCCCAUUAUAACAAAUAAAACCAUUACAAAUUUUGUGAUGGUGGCUAUUGUUUUUUUCAGCAGGGUUAUGCUCAUUCCAGACAAGUUUGGAAGAGGGAAUAUCCAGGUUGACUUCCAACUUCUGGGAAUUUUAGUCAAUCACACGUCACGUUAACAUAUUUCUGUCAUUUAUGGCAAAAACAGAAGAAAACUGCUAACGAAAAGAUAAAAUUAGGUUGUUUUAUAAACGCAAUGUCUGAUGUUUUUUAAUUUGACAAAAGGUAACUUCACACUAUGCUUGUUGGAAGCAGUGACGCCAAAUGACGCGUUCUGGUGAGGUUGGGGUAGAUUGAUUUCCCCACAAGUCAGAUAUCCAACUUUAAGAGGUAUUACAGACAUUAUUUCCAAGUAAGAGAUGGGGAAAAUCCUAAUUUUGAGUUGUCUGGAAUGCAGCAUUAUUCUUUAACGCAGAAGUAAGCCUAUGGUCGAGAUUCAGGUUCAUUUGCCGCAAUAAGGAAAUAACGAGAAGAAUAACAACGUGCAGUAAACGAUAAAACUGUUGGCACUACAAACCAGUGUGUUCAUAAUUAAGAUAUUAUAUUAAAACUAUAUGGAAAGACACCAAUCAGUAUGAAGCAGCAAAACAAGCUCUUUUGUACAGCUAAAAAUAGCCGGACGCAGAUGAGAAAAAUAAGGUGGAUAUGCUCCCUUCGAACUGGAAUCAUGGUGAAAUACGCUGUGAAGUCCACUUCGCAGGGCUCUAUGUGGCUGAAUAGAACAAACGUCUGAAGCAGUGUUGCCAGAUUGGAAAUGUCCAAGUAUUGUACCAGAAGCUCAAAAUUAUAGUAUUUGGAAGAAAAUUAACAUACAGUCGAACGUACAGAAUACAGCUAUUUAUCUAGACCCAUAACUUUCUGACACAACCUGCAAAUUACCACAAUAUAUAAAUAACUAGACGUACCUUAGUGGGAAGGUCAAAACUCCACCUCUAAAUCUCUGCCAUCGGAAACCUGCAUCUUGUCAGAUGUUGAGGUGGUCCUUCUGAGUUACAGAUGGAUGUCAUGGGCUGCAACAUAGUACUCGUUGGCUUAAAAGCAGGCCAUGGUAGACAUAGGAUCCACAGCUAGAUCAGUCAGUGUAGAAGUCAUCAUUUGAAGUGUCACGAAAUUCUGAAAUUAUCAUACAUAAUGGGAUUUUUCAUUAUUCGUCAUACAGAGGUCAAAUUAUCGUACUUCCGGCUACACUGGUCAGAACUGAUAAGAGAUACAUACAAAAUGUGAGCGGGGGUCGUGAGGACUGGAAUUGAGAACCACUGUUCUGAAUUAUUACUACAGGCAUACAGCAGUGAUCUCUCACAGACCAAUAUUAUAUUUGCAUAUACAAUGCCAUAGGAAUCUAAAAACACUGCUAUGAAUCAUAAUGUAAUGUGUAAAGGUUGUUGGCUGUGCUCAAGGAAGAUAUGACUAGAUGCAUUCCAACCAGAUAUCAACAUUACGCAUUUCUGUUGCAACAUUAUUGUCCUGGUGGACUUGAAAGCCAUGAUAGGACUGUUCUAGAACACCGGUCAAUGAUGUUAGAAAACCAUACAUGGACUUAGAAAGUCCAGCUUCUCUAGAACCCUUAAUUCUGGGAAUGCCGCUUGCGUUCUUCCGUUCCUAGAAAGAAAUCGGACACAUCUCACGUGUUAACCAUCACCACGUAUUUAUAACAGGGUCUGGUUGGGAUCAGCGGGAGCAGUCUUAGUUUCCUCCGACCUCUUUCCCUAGUAACAUCGUAAUUACAUCCUGUUUUGCGAGCGAGGGAGUGGGUGAAGCUAUUAAAUGUUUGAUAGGUGGAUGAACUCACAAACAGUAUUAUCUCAGGGAGAGGGAAUGACAGAUAAUAGCAGCUAUGGCAGACUGCAGUCAUGGGCAGUUACGGUCUCUUACACGUCUCUCCAGCUGCAAUCCAAAAUUAGUGUGGAGGGGAGGGAAAGGCCUUACCAUCACGAGCGCUGUGGGAGGAGGCCUGAGAUCUCUGCGGUCGGUUCGCAAAGAGACAGAAAAGCCAAGUGCUCCCCCUAAAACCACAUCCAGCAGCUUUUCGCCCCUGUCGUGUGUGUGUUCCUCUGAACCGUGUGUCCUUGGCUAUUUCGCUAUGAGCAGAGUUCUUGUGAAAGACCACUGUUCAUUACUCAGCAUUUGACAGUACAUCUGUGCUUUUGUAUGUGCAAACAGUGUUUGUUUUUACAGUGUUUAUGAGAUUGUGUCAUUUUAGGUAGCUUUUUUCCCCUUGAGGUUCCAAAGAGACUGAAUUAAUUCCUUGUUCUUCUGUGUGUUGUUGUUCCUAUACAGUUGUCUAGAUUCCACUUGUGACUAUAGGAUAUUGGUAAACCUAUUUUAAUGACACUGACUGUAAAGGUCUCUCUCUGUCAUGUAUUUUGAAAUCUGAUCAUCUAUUUGUCUAUUAUAUGUUGUUACUUAGGCACAUAAAUUGAGAUUUUAUUAAUGUCGCUUAAUUAAAUCGCAAGAAGCAUCACAGACUGUA